AUGAACAUAAUAGCACUAAGUCUUGAUAACCACUUCACUAGUCAUGUUGAUGACAAAAAGGAGGAGAAAGACUUUAUUGUUGCUUUCGCUACAACACAAGCUGAAGUUGAUGCUCAAAGAGCUGAAGCUAAUGAAGUUGAUGUUGGUGAUGAGAAAGAUAAAGGUGAAGAUGAUGAGGAUGAAGAUGAUGAGGAUGAAGAUGAUGAUGACUCUCCAUCCCUUCCUGACGCUAGAAAAUAUCUCUAUGGUGAUGAUGAUGAAGACGACGAUGACGACGAAUUCAAGAUUCAUUGUGUUGAGUUUGACUUCUUUACUGAAGAUGAAAAACUCGAAGCACUCAAGGCCGAAGAAGAACUCAAUCUUCAACGACAACAGACUGAGGACAACCUAAACCUGGCCAAGUCUCUUCCUGCUCAAGUUCUUCGAAAGAAAUCGUCUAAAAAGAUGGUGAACGUUCUCAAGGUCCAAGCUAAGUUGCUUUCAAUUGUAGAAGUUGAACGUGAAAAGGCAAAGAAGCUAAACGACUGA
Molecule: messenger RNA, 528 nt
Organism: Cynara cardunculus var. scolymus (artichoke)
Lineage: Eukaryota; Viridiplantae; Streptophyta; Magnoliopsida; Asterales; Asteraceae
Product: glutamic acid-rich protein-like
Exons: 3
Coding region: 1-528 (175 amino acids)
Source: RefSeq, a predicted model, not a curated record